AUUUUUGAUAAUUUCUUAAUUUGUGCUCACACUAACUCCGUUCCUUUCACCUAAAAAUCACGCACAAGUUUUAGAAAUUAUAAUGAAUAUAUUAGAGCUCUCUCUCUCUCUCUCUCUCUCUCUCUCUCUGUAAUAAAAAUCCUACUAUUUCAUACAAGUAACAAGGGAAUUUUCCAGCUAAAAUAAAUUAAAAAAUAAAAAGCAAUCUACGAAAAAGUCACAAUCAUUUCUCCUACAUUUAUAAUAUAAUUAUUUAUCAAAUUAUCAAAUUCUGAGUCCCAUGUCGAUUUACUUUAUACAGUUUGAGAAAACGUUUAAUCAACUUGUAAUUCACCAUCGCAACUUGGUAUUCAAUCCUCGUGCAACCAUGGCGAUAUCUUAUGUUUACUGCGGGUCUCAGGGCGGAAAACAGAGUGACAUUUUUUGUACCGCGCUGCUUCUACGCUACUUCGAUAAUUUUUCUAACAAUAAGUAUCAUAACGUUACGAUAGCGAAGCGAGCAGACAUGGACGUCAGAAUAUUUACACUCGUUGGCGAAGUAAAUUGACGUGGGUAUCCCCGCGUCAGAUGAACGAAUUCCCCAUGCAAUCCGCCUAAUCUUUCGACCGCGACUAGGAUGGCCCACGGGAGUUUCGACUAGUGGACAUAAAUAUCCGGACAAGAGUCGACUCACUGCCAUUCUAGUCGAAGAACUCGUGAACGUCGGAGAAACUUGCCAACAGUUGAACACCGCAACAGCAAUGAAGAAAAUAUUGCUGGCCACAACUUUACUGUUGGUAUGCGAAAAUAUUUUGAUGGAAAACAGCCCAUGUCGUCUUUUAGAGACGGCAUGGCUUUGUGACAACCAAGUAUGGAACAGACAAAUAAAGCGAAUACCACGGGCAGUUAUUCCUUCCGAAACAGAAGAAUCCUUAAAUUAUGACGACAACAAACAGUUUCCUCGAAUUUCGGACACACGAUUCAUUAGCGAAUCAAGAAAACUGCCCCCAAUGGCAAUCAUCAGACGGCAUGAUUUGGCACGAUUUGAUUUAUCUUCCGAUAAAUCAAAACUUGACAGCGCCAAACCAAGAGUUUUAAUCUCCAUCGGCAUACAAGAAGAGAAGAACGCCGGUUACGAUCUACAAGAAAAUUGCUCGACAAGAAAAAACUAUUGUAAACAAAACUGGCAAGUUCAACAACCAUUCUACGUAGAGGAACCAAGGUGGGUUGACAUCGAUGUUGAUUAUAUAGAUUCUUCGAGUAUAGAUAAUAGUGAUCCUUACGUAUUAACACGAGGAAAGAAAAUUUAUAGAAUUAACAAUCUGGAACAAGCAAGGAAAACUAUAGAAGCGACUCUCGAUUAUCCAAAUAAAAAUAAAAAACUAUUGAUAAAAAGUCGAGUGAGAAGAUUUGCUGAGACGAACGAAGGAUCUCAGAAUAAAAUAGCCGAUGAAAAGAAUAAUCGGAUAAAAGAAAAAAAUCGUUAUGAUUCUUUUGAAGAUAUAGACAGAGAUGCAAAUACUGCGAUCAUCGAAAUAGAAAAUACAUUUGAGAAACCUCUCAAAAUUGAUAAAUCAUCAGAAGAUGAAAAGACGGAGAGUACAAAUUAUGUUUUUAAUAAAAAAUAUGAAAAAGCUGAUUUAAAGAAUUUAGCGAAAAGAUCAUCGCGUGAUUUCACAAAACAAAAUCAAAUUUCCAAAAAUAAUCGCGGUACAAUCAUGAAAUUUAUUAAGCAAAAAGAGAAGAUACAGGGCGAAGAUAUUCUUAAUGAUACUGGCAGUAAAAUUGAGAAAAUCAAUCAAAUAAAAAGAUUUAAUAAUAGGAAAAGUCAUUUUGCUAUUAACAAUAUAAAUAAGUUUAUAUUAUUGAAAAAUCAAGAACUUCCUAAAAUCCGUAAAAAACGAGAGAUCUAUGACACUAAUUUUAAGAAAAAUGUCGAAAAAAAUGAAACUGAAACAUACGAGCGAAUGAAGAAUAAAUAUUAUGUUGAAAAGCUGAAUGAUUUAGGUAUAUCCAAUAAUCGUUUUAUUUUAUUUCAAAAUAAAGAUUUGAUUAACGGCGGAACAGAAGGCUUGAAUAAAAUAGAUACAGAUCGUAAUAAAUUCAUCGAAAAAACAUGGAAACUUCAUUAUGCACAUCAUAAGAAAUUAGAAGAAAGUGAAAAACAAGCAAAAAAUAAGGAAAAUAAAUCUGAAAUUAAUAAUAAUAUUGGAAUAACAGAUUCACAAUUAAUAAACGAGUACAAUUCGAAAAAUUCCGAAAGAAAGAUUUCAAAUGAUCGAGAAAAGCGUAAUAUUUGCAAAGAUUGUCAGAUUACAUCGGAGUUCCAAGAAAACGAAAGAUUAAAGGAAAUUGAGAAGAAAAUUCAAAUGUCUUUAGAGCGAAGAGACAAACACAGCGAUAUUUUAGAACAUCUAAGCCAAAGUGAACCUUAUAUUAUUUCCCGAGGUAAAAAAACGUUGCAAAAUUUCGAGAUGAAGGAUCUUUUCUCGUCAAAUCCACGAAAUAUGAACGAUGAGAAUCGCGCUAAAAUGAUAAACCCGAUUGCGAAGAGUCUAAGAACGCUAUUGAUGGAGAUAUUUAGAUGUAACAAUGAUAACUUCAACAUUAAAAUGAAUGAAUUGUCAAACCAGCGACUAUUACCGAGAGAUCGACGCAGUACGCUCGAUGAAAUCUUGGCAGCGUAUGAUCCAUACUACGUGGCCAGAGGAAAACGAAUGAACCAAAAUCAGAAAAAUGUUUUAUUCAAAACAGAUACGAGGCAAUAAG
This is a messenger RNA of Acromyrmex echinatior (Panamanian leafcutter ant), 2748 nucleotides long. RefSeq lists its product as uncharacterized. Lineage: Eukaryota; Metazoa; Arthropoda; Insecta; Hymenoptera; Formicidae. The record is from RefSeq and is a predicted model, not a curated record.